Messenger RNA from Elaeis guineensis (African oil palm), 2261 nucleotides. RefSeq names its product interactor of constitutive active ROPs 2, chloroplastic. Lineage: Eukaryota; Viridiplantae; Streptophyta; Magnoliopsida; Arecales; Arecaceae. The record is from RefSeq and is a predicted model, not a curated record.
ACACCCGGCUCUCUGUCUCUGCUCCGAAGACGGACGGGAGGCGGCCUCGGGACCUGCGAGCCAUGUAAAGGAGAAAGAGUGGAAGACGAAGAAGGGAAGCCCAAAGAAAGAGAGAAAUAAGAAGCUUUGGAGAAACUCUCUCAAGGAUCCAUUUGCGAGGCUUGUGGGAACAAUAGAAAAACGUUAAAAAAAAUGCAGACAACCAAAACAAGGAACGGAUCUUUAGAAGGUCCUCAGAGGACAUCUCCAGCCACCCCUAGAUCGAAUCGUCUGCCCAAGGCAGCUAGUUCUGAGCCUGACUCCGCUUCUCCAACAUGUCCACCAACAAAGACUUUAACUGAUAGAAGUCCUAAGGUCAUCGAACGCCGAUCACAUAGAACCCCAGUAUGUGAGAAGAAGCGUCCAAGCAGGGUGGCUGAGUUGGAAUGUCAACUCGUCCAGCUCCAAGAGGAAGCCGAAGAGGCCAAGAGGCAGCUCUUGGUCGUAUCUGCGAAACUUGAAGAUUCCCAACGCCAGCUUGUAGAGCUCUCUGCAGCAGAAGAGGCCAGGCUCCAAGAACUCUGCAAAAUCUCUCAGGAAAGGGAUCGUGCAUGGCGGUCUGAGCUUGAAGCCUUCCAGGAACAGCACUCUGUUGACUCGGCAGCUCUGGCCUCCUCCAUGAAUGAGACACAGAGGUUGAAGCUGCAGCUGGAAAUGGUUCUCAAAUCCGAGGCUGCCCAAGCCAGGCAAUCUGAAGUAGAAAUUUCCGAGAUCCAAGCCUUAAAAAAAGAUAUGGAAGAGGCCAUAUCCAUCAUCGGAAGCCUAGAAGUUCAGCUUAGAGACAGUGAAAAGGCAGAAGGUGAUGCAAAAGCAACAGUUACUGAGACAAAACAGCAACUGGAAAUAGCUAGAACGACUAUAGACAAUCUCCUUAGUGAUGGGUCAAAAUUUAUGGAUUCUUUCAGCUUAGUGGCUUCUGAACUAGAGGAGUCCAGGGCUCAAGUGAAUUCGCUUGAAGAAGUAGUGAGAAAAUUGCAGCAAGGUCACUCUCGUGCUUGUAGCCAAGCUUUGGUGCAUCAUAAUGGUGAUUGCCAUGAUUCACAGAAAAUCAGGUGCAACUCCCUAGAGUUGGAAAUGGAACAAUUGAGAUCGGCACUUGAGGCAGCUGAGAUGAAGUACCAAGAAGAACAGAUACAAAGGAUUGUGCAAACACAACGUGCUCAUGAAUUGAUGGAGCAAAUGAAGAUUGACUCUAGAGUGAGAGAAACUGAAUUAGAAUCAGCAGUGAACAAUUCAAAAACUGAGAUUAUUAUAUUAAAGGCUAGUUUAUAUGACAAGGAAGCAGAACUUCGAAGCUUGUCAGAUAUGAACAAGAGACUGCAUGAGGAGUUAGAAAAGCGAGGAACAAACCAAAUGGAAUCUGACUUGGCUCUAAAGCUAAAACAAUCAAUUGCCAGCAUCAGGGAAUUGAAGGCAGAUCUAAUGGAUAAGGAGACAACACUGCAGAGCAUUGCAGCAGAGAAUGAACAACUGAAAUCUGAGAUGAGGAAGAGAGAAAUGGAGAGCCAUAAAGCUUAUGAAGCAGCAAUAGCUGAGGUUGAGUUGGCAAGAGCUGCAGAGAAGGAGGCGACGACAAGGCUCGGAUUUGUUACCGAGGAGGCGGAUAAAAGCAGCAGGAGGGCUGCAAGGGUGGCUGAGCAGUUGGAUGCAGCAAAAGUAUGGAAAUCAGAAAUGGAAGCUGAGCUGAGGAGGCUGAGGGUGCAAGCCGACCAGUGGCGGAAGGCAGCUGAAGCUGCCAUGGCUGUGCUUACAGCCAGCAAUAAUGAGAGGUUGGUGGAGAGGACAGGCUCUUUGGAUUUUGAGUACCAUUCUGUCGAUAAGAAGCUGAUGAGUUCACCGCUUUCUGAUGAUCUGGAUGAUGAAUCUCAGAGGAAGAAGAACAAUAAUGUGUUAAGGAGAAUCAGCGGGUUGUGGAAGAAGGGCCAGAAGUUAUCUUAGUGAGCAUCUGCAGGGUUGUAUCUCAUCUUUGUUAAUUAUUUUCUCUGGGUCGCUGAGAUGAUGGUCUUUUGCUUUUAUUGCUCAUGCCCAGAGCUGAGGGUUAUUCAGCUGGGGAGUCCAUGAAGAGGAAAGGGGAAGCACAUCUACAGAAAGGUGAUAGGUAGCUUUAUGUUGCUCUUUUUCUGUGCAAAUGCAAACCUUACUGUUCUACUUGCUAGUAUUCCAGACACCAUGCAUAAAUGAUUCCCAUUUUUCCUUGGAAUAUAUAGUUUUUGCCAAGUGAA